AAACAUUCCGUAAAAUAAGCUUAUUUCAGUUUAAAAUAACAUACUUAGUGACUGCUUUCCUAUCCAAAUAUUGUUAGGAAAAAUAUUUCUGGUAAUUUAAAAUGAACCCACAAUAUCUGCCUCCACAACAGUUUGGAGGUCCACCACAAGGUUUUCCUCCUACUAGCAGAGUAUCCCCAAAUACAUUUCAAAGUGCUCCUGUUGGUCCCCCAAAACCUGGUCAACUUCCUCCUCAAAGUGACCAUCGUGCCGCUCCACCAGGUCCACUGAAUUCCAUGGGACAUCCUACCAAUAGUCUGCAAGGUCAAUUUCCACCAAGUUUAAGCAGCCAACUACCCAGACCACCAAUUCCAUCCAGUCAGUUGCCACCAUCUGUGGGACAUGACUUGAAUAACUCAUUUGGACCUUCACCAACAAAACAUGAUAAUAUUCCUCCAAGUAAUCUACAAAAUGGGCCUCCCCAGUUUCAAAACGGACCACCACAAUUUCAAAAUGGACAGUCAGUUCCUCCAACAAGUCAACCAAACAGACCACCUUCUAAUUUCAUGCCUCCAAAUCAGAACCAGUUUGGACCUUCCCAAACAUCAAAUCAAAACAUGCCUCCCAGACCUUCUUCUAAUCAAUCAAAUAGUAUGGGACAACCUCCUCUGCCAAGUGGCCCUCCAUCUCAAUUUGGACAACCACCUUUGUCAACAGCACCACCAUCAGUUUCAAAUGCUUCACCACUGAUAUCAAGUGGACCUUCAACAUUAUCAAGUGUGCCUCCAACAUUAUCUAGUGGGCCUCCAACACUACCAAGUGGUUCUCCUCAAAUAAGCCACACAGGUGCUCCACCAAAUCAACCUUCCCUGCCGGGAGGACCUCCACCUCAAAUGGGACCUAAUCCACAGUUAGGACAACCACCUUUGCCAGGUGGUCCACCAAGUCAUCUUGGUCAGCCUUCUUUGGCAAACCCACAAUCCCAUCAGGGUCAACCGAAUCUUCCUGGGGGCCCACCUCGAUCUUUAGGUCAACCUGGUGGUCCACCCUCACAUCUAGGACAUCCUCCAAUGCCAGGAUAUCAGGGACAACCAACAUCACAGUUUGACCCACAAGGUCCAAUGACACAACAAAAUGGACCUCCAAACGUGUAUGGAAAUCCACCAAAUCAAUUUAACAAUCAGAUGGGUCCUCCAAAAGUGGGGCAGUUUCCUCCACAACAAAGGCCAAUGCAACCUCCCCAACCUGGACAGCAGCUCAUGCCGGGACAAGGUCCUUUAAUAAAUGCUUCAGGUCCAUAUGGACCUUCUUCAGGACCAGCACACCAAAUGCCACCUCAUCAAGGACAGCCACCAUAUGGACCUGGCCAAAUAUCCAGUCAGUUGCAGCAAAUGAAUCUAACUGGUCCAAAACCGGCUUAUCCAGUACCACAAGGCGGUCCCAUGAGACCGAUGAAUGGAGACGGCGGUCCGCAUAUGCCUCCACCAAUGAACCAACCCGGAUAUAUUAAUAAUCAACAAGGCAGAGGUCCUCCUGGGCCUGGUUAUCCACCGAUGCCGGGGCAACCGCCGAUGCCAGGACAAGGACAUAUGCCUGGUCAAGGGCAAUACCCCGGACCUGGUGGUGGAUAUCCGCAAGGCAACUACCAACAAGCUGCGCCGGCGCAACACAAGAUUGAUCCUGAUCAUGUGCCGAAUCCAAUUCAAGUUAUCCGAGAUGAUCAGCAAGACAGGGACAGCGUUUUUGUUACGAAUCAAAAAGGACUUGUGCCGCCUAUGGUGACUACCAAUUUUGUUGUUCAAGAUCAAGGAAAUUGCAGUCCACGAUUCAUGAGAUCUACCAUAUAUAAUGUUCCAAUUUCACAGGAUUUGUUAAAACAAUCGGCACUUCCAUUCAGUCUCUUAAUAAGUCCAAUGGCCAGACAAGUAGAGCAAGAAUACCCUCCACCAAUAGUUAAUUUCGGAAGUCUCGGUCCUGUCAGGUGCAUCCGUUGCAAGGCCUACAUGUGUCCGUUCAUGCAGUUCGUCGAUUCUGGAAGGAGGUUCCAGUGCUUGUUUUGUAACGCAACAACUGAUGUUCCAACAGAAUAUUUCCAGCAUCUAGAUCAGACCGGCCUAAGAAUGGACCGCUUCGAACGACCCGAAUUGAUCCUCGGCACAUAUGAAUUCGUCGCUACUCCCGAUUACUGCCGAAACAACGUUCUGCCCAAACCGCCAGCGGUCAUUUUCGUUAUCGAUGUGUCAUACAAUAACAUUAAAUCAGGAAUGGUUUCCUUGUUGUGCAAUCAGAUGAAAGAAAUCAUUCAAAAUCUUCCGGUGGAUCAAGGACAUGAAAAGAGCAACAUGAAAGUUGGAUUCAUUACGUAUAAUAGUUCGGUGCAUUUUUAUAAUAUCAAGGGAAGUUUGACAGCUCCACAAAUGUUGGUGGUAGGAGAUGUUCAAGAAAUGUUCAUGCCUUUGUUGGAUGGUUUCUUAUGUACUCCAGAAGAAUCUGGACCCGUGAUAGAUCUACUCAUGCAACAGAUUCCCGCAAUGUUUGCAGAUACCAAGGAAACCGAAGUCGUUUUGCUACCCGCAAUUCAAGCUGGAUUAGAAGCACUAAAGGCUUCCGAAAGUACUGGUAAACUUCUAGUAUUCCAUUCCACUUUACCGAUAGCAGAGGCUCCAGGUAAAUUGAAGAACCGUGACGAUAGAAAAGUCUUAGGAACUGAUAAAGAAAAAACAGUCUUGACACCACAAACACAAGCAUACAACCAGUUGGGCCAGGAAUGUGUUAGCAACGGUUGUUCCGUUGAUAUGUAUCUCUUCAAUAAUGCUUACAUUGAUAUAGCCACUAUUGGUCAAGUGUCUAGACUGACAGGAGGAGAAGUAUUUAAGUAUACUUAUUUCCAGGCUGAUAUUGAUGGCGAACGUUUGAUAACAGACGUUAUCUUAAAUAUUAGUCGACCAAUAGCGUUCGAUGCUGUAAUGAGGGUUAGAACAUCAACAGGAGUGAGGCCCACUGACUUCUAUGGCCAUUUCUACAUGUCAAAUACUACUGAUAUCGAACUUGCCGCAGUAGAUUGCGACAAAGCCAUAGCAGUUGAGAUAAAACACGACGACAAACUGUCUGAAGAUACGGGUGUAUUCAUUCAAACGGCGCUGUUAUACACAUCGUGUUCUGGACAGAGACGAUUGCGAAUUAUGAAUCUUUCACUGAAGACUUGCUCACAAAUGGCCGAUCUCUUUAGAAGUUGUGAUUUAGAUACUUUAAUCAAUUACAUGAGUAAACAGGCUACAUAUAAAUUAUUGGACGGCAGCCCCAGCGUUGUAAAGGAGGGACUUGUCCAUAGAGCCGCUCAGAUCUUAGCAAUAUACAGGAAGCACUGCGCAAGUCCAAGUAGCGCAGGUCAACUAAUUCUUCCCGAAUGCAUGAAGCUGCUACCGAUCUACACCAACUGUCUUCUCAAGAACGACGCUAUCUCAGGAGGUUCCGACAUGACCAUCGACGACAAGUCGUUCGUCAUGCAGGUGGUCCUGAGCAUGGAUCUUAACUUCUCGGUGUAUUAUUUCUAUCCUAGGUUAAUUCCACUACACGAUAUUGAUCCGAACCAGGAUCCUAUCACAGUUCCGAAUCCUAUUAGGUGUAGCUAUGAUAAAAUGAAUGAACAGGGAGUGUAUAUAUUAGAGAACGGAAUCCAUAUGUUCUUGUGGUUUGGUCUCGGCGUGAAUCCGAACUUUAUUCAGCAACUUUUUGGUGCGCCUUCUGCAAUACAAGUUGAUAUCGAUAGGAGUGGUUUGCCGGAAUUAGAUAACCCAUUGUCGAUAGCAGUUAGGACAAUAAUCGACGAAAUCAGGAUACAGAAACAUAGGUGUAUGCGGUUAACCCUGGUUAGACAAAGAGAAAAACUAGAACCAGUCUUCAAGCAUUUCUUAGUCGAGGACCGCGGCACUGACGGUUCAGCCAGCUAUGUCGACUUCCUAUGUCAUAUGCACAGAGAAAUCAGAAACAUCCUCAGCUAGCACAGAAGAUGAUCCAAAGGCAGACGGAAGAUAAGAUGAUAGAAAAUCUUGAAAUUUGUACUCUGAUCCUCGAUAACAUAUUUCCUCUUGUAUAAAGUAUUAUUAAGAUCUAUUUUUGUAUAGGGCAUGCGUUUGUAAAGGGUGCCAGAAGAAGUUCUUUAGGAUUUCUAGAUAUUCUAUUAUAUUAUGCAUUAUUUUGGGGUCUAGCUUGUCGGUGCUUUUAAAUAAAAAAAAUCAGUAUGUUUCCAUAUGCUCGGGAAAGGAAAUACGCAUUUUUUGUGUUUUAUUAAUUAUUUCAUAGCUGGCGCUUUAUCCGUACUAAGCACGCGGAGCCAAUUUUUUAAAACUCCUUACGCAACGGACCAUGGCAUCCUCUACAUUCAAAUUUUUGUUGCAUCAUUUGCACCCCAGAAUGAACUUAUACUAGCAUUUAGCUUUUUAAUUUUUAUAUUUUUAUCAAUCCGAUUUCUUCGAUAUUGCGACUAGUAUGGAGCGUUCGGAGUGCAGAUUUCGUACUGAGAAGGAAUUAUGCUUAAUAUAUAGAGAGAUUAGUGAAUUAUAUUUAAUUAUUUUGUAUCUAUAUUUUAUCGGUUUUCUUUAUAAUGUUUAUGUAAUAUAGAAUAAUUAAUAAAUAAGUGUUUAU
Molecule: messenger RNA, 4623 nt
Organism: Diabrotica balteata
Lineage: Eukaryota; Metazoa; Arthropoda; Insecta; Coleoptera; Chrysomelidae
Source: the annotation of a GenBank genome assembly